Molecule: messenger RNA, 423 nt
Organism: Drosophila ficusphila
Lineage: Eukaryota; Metazoa; Arthropoda; Insecta; Diptera; Drosophilidae
Exons: 2
Coding region: 1-423 (140 amino acids)
Source: RefSeq, a predicted model, not a curated record
AUGGAAGCAUACGGCGCCUGUGUCUACAUCGUGUGCAGUGGACAGUCGCAGUUGCUUUGUUCAAAGUCAAGGGUUGCUCCCUUGAAGACACUCACCGUGCCCAAGCUGGAGCUUUGUGGAGCCGAUCUCUUGUCUAAGCUCAUCUCAGAAGUAGCUGGCACCAACGUAUUUAAGGGACAGUAUUAUUGUUGGAGUGACUCUGCGGUUGCGCUGUCCUGGAUCCGAGACGAGCCCUCCAGGUUCAACAUGUUUGUGGCAAACCGAGUUGCUGCCAUCCAAGAGCGAACCGAUUCGAUGGAGUGGCGUUACGUUCCAACUUCUUUGAAUCCGGCUGACAUUCUCUCCCGAGACCCAAGAUUGACUGGCCUCCCCCAAUCCUUGCUGAGAAGUCAACACUUGAGCUUCGUCGAAAGGUCCUGCUAA